This is a messenger RNA of Micropterus salmoides (largemouth bass), 1874 nucleotides long. It is a transcript of the gene elob, whose product is annotated as elongin B. NCBI's taxonomy places the organism in Eukaryota, Metazoa, Chordata, Actinopteri, Centrarchiformes, Centrarchidae. The record is from RefSeq and is a predicted model, not a curated record. Gene Ontology annotation, cellular component: elongin complex; VCB complex. The transcript has 4 exons. The coding region runs from base 147 to 506 and encodes 119 amino acids. Gene Ontology annotation, molecular function: protein binding. Gene Ontology annotation, biological process: transcription elongation by RNA polymerase II.
CUAAUAGAAGAAGACGGUGAAGAAGAAGGUGCCACCAUCUGCUGGCUGACUUGGGAGUCGCAGCUCUUGGUGCUGCUGUGAUCUCACAGUUGCCGCUGUGCAGUGGAGGUGGGUUUUUUUUUUCUGUGUGCAACCAACCGCAAGAAAUGGAUGUGUUUCUAAUGAUCAGACGUCACAAGACUACCAUCUUCACAGAUGCCAAAGAGUCCACCACAGUCUAUGAACUGAAGCGCAUUGUGGAAGGUAUUUUAAAGAGGCCACCUGAAGAUCAGAGGCUUUAUAAGGAUGAUGUAAUGCUUAAUGACGGUCAAACUCUUGGAAAUUGUGGCUUCACAAAUCAAACAGCCCGACCUCAGGCCCCAGCCACGGUGGGAUUAGCUUUCCGUCUGAGUGAUGAUUCAUUUGAGCAGCUGAGGAUCGAGUCUUUCUCCACUCCCCCAGAGCUCCCUGACGUCAUGAAGCCCCAGGACUCGGGCAGCACAGCCAAUGAGCAGGCUGUACAGUGAGGGAGGGGGCGGGGAAACGAGAGGGACGCACAGGGGGGUCAGAGGGAGGAUGCACGGGGGUGGGGGGAAGGCAGGGGUUUGAAUUUUGGGAAGCGAUGUCUCAGCGGGUGAGUCUCACUUCCCGAUGACAGAUCUUCAGCUGGGCAAAAACAAUUACAAACACAGAUUCCCCUUGUUGUAAAUUUUAGGGCAGGUGCUUCAAAGUGGUUCAUUUGUCCUGAAAUUGGUGAACGCAUGCUAGAUAAAUUGAUAAUUUCACACAAGAGCCUUCAGAGAUACCUGAUGGACUUGUCACAACACUGUCAGUCAUCCAUGGGAUUGGUAAAGGCUGAACAUAAAGAAUUGUACCUCGUAUUUAAUUAAUUCUAGUGUUUAUUUGGAGUAAGGUAAUUGCUGCCUUGCUUGUAUUUUUUUUAUUUUGCUGGCUUAAAGGUGGGAGUUGAUAAGGUGUGACAUUUUUAGGCUUUUAUGUUUGUGUGUUUCUUUAUUAAACUAUUACUAGGAUUUAACAUGUCUUUGGCCUGGAUGUGUGUUACGAAAGUAGCUAGGAGUUUGUGAAUUUCUAAGUUAAUAUCUGUAUUUCAAAAACUUUUGAACAAUAAGGAUCGGGGGGGGGAGAAAAAAAAAAAAUAGAUUCACAUGUUGGAAGACGAUCAGGCAUUAAGAUGAACAUUUCUUGGUACUUGGCUGUAGUUUUGAUAUUGUAGCUGCUCACAGAAUGACUGAAUGCACUCAGUCGUGGGUAUCUACAACACAUGUAUCGCUGGCGUGGACCUGGUGUUUGAAAAUAAAAUGACUGACAGCCAUAGCAGCAUUCAAAAAUUGAUUAGUAUAGAGAAUUUUUUUUUUUUUUUUACAUUACUAACAAAGGUGGGGACUAACUUUCCUCUCCAAUGUUUGAUUGUAGCUCAUGACAUCUUGGAUAUGCUGAUGAGUUGUAAACCUAAACCGUUUAAAGUUCAACAGGUACUUUUGAGCCGUACUUGUGUGGGCUGCACAUUUGACUCCCCAUCAUCCCAGAAUCACUGGGAUGAUCCAUUUAGGAUUAGUUCAUGCUGCAACUUGUGUUGUUAUACACCAUUAAUACCGUAAGACACAGUAUUAUCCUAAAAUUAAAGGUGAAUUAGAAAUGAACUCCUCUCCACAUCAAAACGUCAAAUUAAAGUUUAACACUGGGUCUCAUGAUCUAGAAAACUACAAUUUUUAUCAAAUAUCCAACAUUUGUUACAACAGGAAAGUAUACUCCGACCUUGGGGUGCUGAAUGAAAUUGUUGACAUUACCACAUUUGCAAUUUGAGGCUGUUAAACAGUGGGACAUGAUCAAAGUUGCACUUGUAACUGACUUAACAUUAAAACAAUUGUUUUUCA